This is a messenger RNA of Ectocarpus sp. CCAP 1310/34, 2249 nucleotides long. The record is from the annotation of a GenBank genome assembly. NCBI's taxonomy places the organism in Eukaryota, Phaeophyceae, Ectocarpales, Ectocarpaceae.
GCGCAAGACACGGAGUGACGUGACGAAUCCCGGGAACAGAGGAGGAGCUGGGGGAGGUGCAGGAUACCUAAAGUCUUGUGUGGGCUACUAGUGUUGGGGUGCAGACAGACGAUUUUGUGGUGGGAGCGGCCGGAGACAAGGUGUUGACGGCUAGAAGGUGGGCGGUAGACGAGUCCAGGGCAAGGAAAUGGGCCGCCCCCAAGAACUUCACCAGAUCUUGCAAGUUGCGGGUUCGGGGCGCAUCGUGCUACUGCUCGACUUGCCGAAUAGGCUGCUACGAUGUCUGCAUGGUAGCGAAGGUGUACCCCGACUUGGUUGGCGAGGUGAUGGAGAAGUUGGGAAAAGAGAUGGUUGGGAGACGCACGCGUGGGGCUCAAUUGACCGGCGUUAUUCUUCUGGUCAUAUCUUCGGACGAGUCCCCAGUGGCGCCUACGCUUGACGAGAGCAUGGGGGAAGUGGGGGGGGGAGGGGAGAAGGAAGAUGAGGGGGAGGAGUUGGGGGAGCGGGAGGAAGCGCAAUACGUAAGCUCAAGAGGUCGCGUGGUUUGGCAACAGCAUCAAUCUCAACCCCUCCCCGGCACAUACCGGAAGGCGCCCUCAGCCGAUGCUGUGGUUGCCCUGUUGAGGCAAGGGGCGGACGCAAACAACCUGAACGCCAAACCUUCGCCAAGGCACGGUGAUAACGUUAGUCUCACCGCUCUGCAUAUUGCCGUCUCCAACGAGCAAGCGGGUGUGGUUGACGCGCUCGUAGAGGCUGGUGCUGACAUUGACGUUCAAGGAGGCGAAACGUGCGAGACGCCGUUGCAUUUGGCGACCAAGCUGGGGUCAUCCGAAGCAGUGGCCUCUCUCUUGAAGCUCGAAGCUGACGAGAACAAGCUGAAUGGCGAUCAGUACUCUGCUCUUCACCUGGCUGCCGAGAGCGGUAGCGCUGCCAUCGUUCAUGUACUUCUGGCCACAGGUGCUCAGCCAAAUCUUCGUGGAGGCGAGGAUGGGAAGACCGCGUUGGACCUGGCCGCUUUGGGUAGGCAUGUCGAGGCUGCGACAGCUUUAGUCCAGCAUCGAGCGAGCUUGAAUGCGACGGACAAGCUUGGGCGGGCUCGUGUCGAUGCGAGGGACCAGCAGGGUUUGACGCCCCUGCAUUCCAAAUCGCAUGAAUGGUGCGCUGAAGCUAUUGCGACGCUCAUGAAGCACGGGGCCGGCGGCAACCACAUCAACGCCGACGGGGAAUCGCCUCUCCACCUUGCAGUACGAAGAAACGAUGUCCCUGUUGCAACCGCCCUCUUGGUCGGGGGGGCGAAUCCCAACCUUGACAGCCAGGGUGGCGCUUUUCCUCCGUUGUACCUGGCUACUAUCAUGGGAUAUCUAGAUGUGUUAAGGGUGUUACUUCAGCACGGAGCGGACGUGAACCGAUCCCGCACAGCUGGUGCUACCCUGUUGCACACAGCUGCCAACCACAAAGAUGUCGGCGUAGUUGAAGCACUCAUUGCUGCCGGAGCCGACCUGGAGGCGGAGGAUACAAACGGCGGUACACCUCUUCAUCAAGCUCUCCGCUCGGGAUCCUCCGAAGUCGUCCAAGUCCUGUUGAAACACGGCGCCGAUCAAACCAAGCGGACGUCGAGAAACCAAGGGCUCCUUCACGAGGCCGCCGAAGGAGGCAGCGUUUCCUGCGUGGAAGCACUUCUCGCCGGUGGUAAUCGCACCGCGCUGCACAAGGCCGCCAUUGUCCAUGACGGGUACCUCUUGAUCAACGCCCUUGUUGACGGGGGUGCUGCCAUCGAGGACCGGGAUAACAAAGGUAGAACUCCCCUUCAUCUCGCGUCUUCGUCGCACAGAUUCGUGGAAAUGAAGGUCCUUCUUCGAAGCGGCGCUGACAUCCGUGCGAGAGACAAGAAUGGACGCUCACCGCUACCCCUUGCGGUGGAUGAAGGGUACGACGCCGCCGAUGCGUGCUCGCCUGUGGACCUGCUAUUGAGAUGGGGGGCAGAUGAAUCCGCUAAAGACGACGGCGACCAAGACGACGACGACGACGACGACGACGAUGGCCCAAACGUCGGCAACAGCCCGGCAGAGCCUUGGGAGUAUCGCGUUGAGGUCACGCACACCACAUACGCCGACGUGGCUCCCGUUCAAAAGCUUUUGGAUGACGCCCAGAAGGACAGGACGUGGCGGCGACGUGGCUGGCUUGUCAUGUGCCGUGCUUUCCCCGACAAGGUGCGGCUGAGAGCGGACAGCGGAGGAUCGAUCGCUUAA